This is a messenger RNA of Linum tenue, 2583 nucleotides long. The record is from the annotation of a GenBank genome assembly. NCBI's taxonomy places the organism in Eukaryota, Viridiplantae, Streptophyta, Magnoliopsida, Malpighiales, Linaceae.
AUGAUAAGCUUCUCUGUAUCCCCUCCGACGAACGUCCUCCCCCUCAGACCUUCUUCAGCCGCCGUUCCCGGCGAAAAGCAUUCUUCUAAUUUAUCGUCAUCCUUCAAACCCGCCGCCGAUUUCCAACCUCUGCAGCUAAAAACCGCUCUCCUCCGCCAACUCGAUGCCGGGAAUCUUCACAAAGCGGUCUCCACUCUUGACACGAUGGCCCAACAGGGGCACUAUCCAGACCUCGCCGCCUAUUCCCUUCUCCUCAAAUCCUGCAUUCGCUCCCACAACUUCCAGCUCGGCCGGACCGUUCACGAGAAUCUCUCCCGCUCCGGAAUCGAGCCCAACUCGGUCAUCCUCAACUCGUUGAUCAGCCUGUACGCGAAAUCCGGCGACUUGGAGAGAGCCGAUUCGAUAUUCGGGAGCAUGGGAGGGAAGAGGGAUGUGGUUUCAUGGAGCGCGAUGAUCUCUGGUUAUGCAAACAAUAAUGGGAUGGGAUUCGAAGCCAUUGCUGCGUUUGUAGAGAUGCUUGAAUCCGGGAUUUUCCCCAACGAUUACUGCUACUCCGCGGUGAUUAGGGCGUGUUCCAGUAAGGAGAUGUUACCCUUCGGCGAGGUGAUCUUCGGGUCGGUGUUGAAAACGGGGUACUUGGGUUCCGAUGUCUGCGUGGGUUGUGCGCUGAUUGACAUGUUUGUGAAGGGAGGUAAGGACUUGGAAUCUGCCUACCAGGUGUUUGAUAAAAUGCCUGAGAGAAAUGUGGUUACCUGGACGUUGAUGAUAACGAGGUUUCAGCAGCUGGGAUGUCCUAGAGAAGCCAUUGAAUUGUUCAUCUCAAUGGUUUCGAAUGGCUGCGUGCCAGAUCGUUUUACUCACAGUGGAGUGAUUUCUGCUUGUGCCGAGUUGGGUUUCUUAUCACCUGGGCAGCAGUUCCAUGCUUGGGUUAUAAAGUCAGGAUUGGCGUCAGACGUUUGCGUUGGAUGCAGCUUGAUCGAUAUGUAUGCGAAAUGCUCUCCAAACGGGGCGCUAAAUGUCUUAAAGGAAGUGUUCGACAGAAUUCAAGACCAUAACGUGAUGUCUUGGACCGCCAUCAUCACAGGCUACGUUCAGAGUGGAGCACACGACAUGGAAGCAAUCGAGCUCUUCCUCGAAAUGGUUCAAACCCGAAUUACCCCCAACCAGUACACUCUCUCUGCAGUUCUUAAAGCGUGUGCAAGCCUCUCCAAUCCACUAAUCGGCGAACAAGUUCACUCUUAUGCAAUGAAGCUUGGUCUUUCAGCAGUCGACUGUGUAGGCAACUCUCUCAUCACCAUGUACGCGCGAUCAGGGAACAUGGAACACGCCAGGAAAGCCUUUGAUGUCUUGUUUGUGAAAAAUCUGGUUUCUUACAACGCCAUGGUCGAUGCAUACUCCAAGAGCUCAAACUCCGAACAAGCAUUCGAGCUCCUGCACGAAAUCGAAACCGAAAUCGAUUCCUUCACAUUCGCCAGCCUAUUGAGUGGAGCUUCGAGCAUUGGCGCGAUAAGCAAAGGCGAGCAGAUCCAUGCCAGGAUCCUAAAAUCGAGCCUUGAACCGUGCCUUCACGUCUCCAACGCUCUAAUCUCCAUGUACUCCACCUGCGGAAGCAUAGAUUCCGCUUCCCAAGUCUUCAAUUCCAUGGCAGAUCGAAACAUCAUAUCCUGGACUUCAAUGGUGACAGGAUUUGCCAAACACGGAUUGGCAGCUAAAGCAUUGGAGACAUUCGACGAGAUGGUGAAAGCAGGAGUGAAGCCGAAUGAUGUGACCUACAUUGCAGUUCUAUCAGCUUGCAGCCAUGCAGGGUUGGUCUCAGAAGGAUGGACACACUUCGAAUCGAUGAAGACCCAACACGGUAUCAACCCCAGAAUGGAUCAUUACGCUUGUAUGGUCGACUUGUUAGGCCGAUCAGGGCAUCUAAACGAAGCCAUGGAGUUCAUCAACACAAUACCAUUUAAGCCAGACCCUUUAGUCCUCCGAACACUCCUCGGAGCUUGCCAAGUACACAAAAACACAGACCUCGGCAAGCAUGUUGCCAACAUGAUCAUCGAACAGGACCCCGACGAUCCUGCAGCAUACGUGCUGCUUUCGAACCUCUAUGCAUCAGCCGGGCAAUGGGACAAGGUGGCAGAGAUCAGGAAACAUAUGAAACAGAGGAAUCUGGCCAAGGAAGCCGGCUGUAGCUGGGUCGAGGCGGGUAACUUGAUCCACAAGUUUCACGUCGGCGACACAUCACACAAACAAGCUUUCGAGAUCUACCAGGAGCUGCACGCGCUGGUCAACGAGAUCAAAGAGAUGGGUUACGUUCCGAACACGGACUUCGUGCUCCAUGAUGUUGGGGAAGAAGAGAAGGAGAAGUAUUUGCUGCAGCACAGUGAGAAGAUUGCUGUGGCGUUUGGGUUUAUUGGUUCGGUUGGGUCUUCCAAACCGGUCAGGGUUUUCAAGAAUCUGCGUAUUUGUGGGGAUUGCCACUCGGCUUUCAAGUACUUCUCGGUGGCCCGGGCCAGAGAGAUUGUGGUCAGAGAUUCGAACCGGUUCCAUCACUUCAGGAACGGGAGUUGCUCCUGCAAUGAUCAUUGGUGA